Messenger RNA from Dicentrarchus labrax (European seabass), 3226 nucleotides. RefSeq names its product piggyBac transposable element-derived protein 4-like. Lineage: Eukaryota; Metazoa; Chordata; Actinopteri; Moronidae. Bases 708 to 1301 code for a protein of 197 amino acids. The record is from RefSeq and is a predicted model, not a curated record. The transcript has 2 exons.
CAAGAACACCGCUUGUAUUUAUGACUUUAACCGUUAGUUUAAGACGUGUUUUUAACGGUCCGACCCGUUAGCGUUAGCCGGGAGGGGCGGGAGGAGGAGGGGGGGGGUAGCUUGUUUAAAAUCAUUAACAAAACCGGAAAGUCCAGAAAACGUUAAAACAUCCUCAACUUUUGUUUUAUAAAAGCCACAUUAUCAGCUAACGUUCACACGACCGGGGGUUUAUAAACAAGAGGCGGUAACCGAGCGACACCGACACCCAACGUUUUAUUUAAAAUGAAACAUUUCAAAAUAAAAGACCUAAAGCUGUGUUUUAAAAUAAAAAUACACAGAUGUAAUGUGUGCAGACUUACCCCCCAAAUCCGGUUAUAAAACAAGCUUCUAGAGGAAACUAACCAUCUUCACGUUAGUGCUUCGUGUGUUGUGGGAAACCAGCUAUAUCCAAAAGAUAAGUCCGAGCCUUAAAAUGUGGAUUUUAGUACAAAAACAACAACUCGUUUCCACGCAAAAUAAAACAAAUAAAAAUAAAAUAAAAUAAAAAAAAACGUGUUGUUUUCCCCCUUUCCAGUACGCAGUGGCCUCUUGGUCAACUUUACUACAGUGGUGGAAAAACUUUGCCCAGUUGUGUGUGUGUGUGUGUGUGUGUGUGUGUGUGUGUGUGUGUGUGGGGGGGGGUGACCACCAGCUUUUUUGGCCCGCCCAGUACGAGCAUGCGCGUUCACGUCACCGCGACACCAACCCCGCACUUCCUGCUCACAGGCGGGAUCAGAUACUGCACACGCACAGUCCCGCAUCCCAGAUAUGAGGAUGGUGGACCCUCGACGCGGAGGCCUACCCGGAGAGGGCGUGGUAGGAGAAGUCAGAUGAGAUCCAGAUCUCCACAGGCUCGGCCACUCCAUCGCUUGGAGCCCUGGGGAAGUGGAAGCGACCCUGACGCUGCUCCACAAAUGAGCCGCUUCAUGCCACGGAGAACACCAGGAGCCCAGGUGGACACUCACGCAGCCUGUACACCUCUGGACCUGUUUCAGCUGUACUUCUCCCCAACCACAGUGCGAACACUCUGCACCAACACCAACAAGCGUGCAGCAAAGAGCAAGGAAAUGGGGAAGAAGUACAAAUGGGCUGAUGUUGAGGUUGAAGAGCUCUACAAGUUCCUCUGGCUCCUUACUUAUACAUCUCUGGUGCCACUGCCAAGCAUCACAGAUUACUGGAAACAGAACACCAUUACAUGCCGUGCCGUUUCCAGCUACAGUGAUGGCGAGGGACCGUUUCAGGGCUCUGCUUUGGAACAUCCACCCCAGUGACCCAGAGGAGGACAAAAAAAAUGAUGAGAAGAAGGGAACACCAGAGUACGACAGGCUGACUCAAGCAAUGGCUACAUAGUGAAUUUCAACAUUUAUACAGGAAAAACACACACACACACACAGAGUGCAUGGGCUCUCAUAUGAUGCUGUGAUGCACCUGAUCCGUGCCUACAACAGGAACAUGGGUGGUGUUGAGCUGUCCAACCAGCUGCCGCAGAACCUGUAUAUAGUAUAUAGUUUGAUUACACCUCAAUUUGGAUAUAGUUUUGAUUACAUCGCAAUUUUACCUCUUAUAUUACAUUUGCACUAUUUGAGACUUUGAGGGAAUACAAAACACUGGUGUAGCUCUGUUUAAUUUUGCACUUACUUUGUUUUGAAGACUUGCAGGUGGCAAGGUAAAAACACCUAUAAAUAUACAUGCUUUUUAUGGUAAAUAUUUGUGUAAAGUAUUACUUUACUUCAACUUUACAUUUAUUUGUUCAUAUUUGCAACCUAUGUUUACUUUUUCAAGUUCCAAAAGAGUUCAUUGAGCAUGUUUGUGUUUUUUAUUGUAAUAAAUUGUAUAUUUUUUAAAUCUGUGUAUUUUUGGGCCCAAUGUGUUAAUAAAGUAGGUCAAAGUGAAAAAAUAAUUAUCUGAUCAUAUAGAUGACGUGAAAAAAAGUUACCAAGCAUGGGUAUGGCAAACAUUUUUUUAUGUGGUAUGUAAAGGCAAAAUCAAUAUAUAUCAGUAUUCAAAAAUGGCCAAAAUGGGCUCAGACCCCAAUUCUGUCUGUAUUAUGUAUGUUUUACAUGUCUUUAACAAUCACACACACUUAAAAGGCUUCCUUUUUUUGACAUAUUCAGCUGAGUAGGAGUUAUUUGGAUGAAUUUUGAGCAGAUUAUUUCCUGUUAAGGGAAGUUUUUAUACAAUUCUCUGUCUGCUUGAUGCACUUCUAUCAUUAUUUUAGGCUUCUCUUUUGACAUUCUGUGUUUUGACCAUUAUUUUAUUAGACAAUUUACUUUACAUUUACUUUUCUUCAUAGAAGUGAUCUAAAUGCCGAAAUAUAGGCUUAGUGUGUAUAUUUUUUUAAAGUUUUCUUACAUCUCUUCAAAUCAAGAAGACCUGGAAAAAAACCCCAGUGAAGCUAGUGGUUGGGGAACCACUGCCCAACAUCUCUAGUCUAGAAUAGAUUAACAUUAUUAUGAACUGUUUUAAUAUAAAAACAAAAAUAAUCAUAUUUUUGCCCUUUUACAGGCUGCUUGCGUGUUUUAAUGUAAACUGUGUUUUUAUCUGAAUGUCUCAUAUUUCCUGCAGAGAGAAUUAAAGAUUAACCUUUUAGAGCUUUGGCUUAGGGGCAUGGUCAUCUCAUAGGAGGACAACUUUAAUUCAAGUACUACAAGAAAACACAAUAUUCUGAAAAUAUUUCCAUUUCUAACAUCAUAUAUACACUUUUACAUUAUCUGCGUUUAUAUAUCAUCUUUGUUGUUCGCAGCCAAACAACAAAUGAAGCCCCGAACCCUCCUUUCUUCUUAUCAACCCUUUCAAUGCCAUUUGCAGGCACAUUUUGACCUUUGCCAUUUGUUUUUAAAAAAAAAUAUAAUUGUGUUUUGGUUUUAAAUGUAUACGAACGGAUAGUUUAAAUUAAUGGGAAACAACUAGAAAAAUAAAGAAAAAGAAUAAUCUUGACAUCAUGUUGUGAGUGAGAGAGAGAAAACAAGAAAUAUCUUUUGUUAAAUAUUAUAAACAAUAUUGCUACAUGACUUUGUUUAUUUCUUUUUUUGAAUUGUGCCAAUUGUUUUCAUCUUUUUGUUUGCUCUCUCUUGAUUUAGUAUCAUGUAUGUAUGUAUGGAUAUAUGAUUUUAUACUUGUGUGUUGUUGUAUUGUUAUUUUAAGUGUUGUAACUUUACUAUACUGCUGAUAAAGAAUAAAUACAAUAGAAAAUGUU